AUGUAGGCUGUAUUGUAGGUUAGACAUACUGCAAAAUGACUCAUCCAAUGUUAAUUGUUUACGGAAAUAGAAAGCAACUAAGAAAAAAAAAUCCCCGUAAAAAACACAAAAAUCCCCGUCUGCGCAGACUCAGAGGGAAGUACUAACGUACUGUACACAGAGGAUAGACGUGUGAUAGGGAGUUAUAACUUUUCACAGCAGUUUAUGAAGUUUAACAGCAUGGUGGCGUCUGAUUCAAACAUGAUUCCUGUCUGGUUUAUCAUCUUCGCUUUGUCACUAGUUUCCGUCCCCUCCUCAACGGAAGGUAAAGGACUAAUCCGGAGCAGAAGGCAGGGGUCGAACUUGUGUGCUGAUGGCACCUACGUCCAUGGCAACAGGAGCUGUUGUAAGUGCGGUGCAGGUCAGCUACUGAUACAGCACUGCACUGUGAAUCCAAAUGAUCGAAAAUGCGACCACUGUAAGGAAGGGACGUACACAAGUCACCCUAAUUUCCAGGAAUCCUGUGAACCCUGCACACAGUGCGAUGACAAAGCCAAUCUAAAGGUGGAUGAACCCUGUUCACCUGACAGAAACACUAAGUGUCGAUGUAAAGAGGAUCACUAUUGUGACAAAGAAGAACCCUGUACAUUCUGCUUCCCUUGUAAAGUGUGUGGUGCUUAUGGGAUCAAAGUAGCCUGUACAGCCACCAAUAACACCGUGUGCAAUGGGGGAAAAACGUUAAUUAUAACACUCUGCAUAAUUAUACCAAUUUUAAUUUUAAUUGUGCUCAUCGUCCUUUGGAGAUGGAAAAGACGGAGGGCACAACAGAACAUAAACCAACAGGAAAAUGGCAAUGCAACUCUGGUGGAGAUGCGUCCUCUUAAAGUUCCACGUGUGGAUCUCACGCCUCACCUGCCUGAGAUUGCAGAACAUAUUGGAUUUAAUGAUAUGAAGGCGAUAGCAAUGCGUUACGGGAUACCACAAGGUACAAUUGACAAUUGUCAACUGGACCACCCAAAUCAUGCUCAGCAGCAGACAAUCCAACUACUGAAGAUCUGGGUGGAGAGUCAGGGCAUGGACGCCUCAGUGAAGUUGAUACAAAACCUGGAAAAUAGUGGCAAAAAGCUCACAGCAAAGAAAGUGGUCGAUAUAUUGACUUAAAAUGUUUACAUGAUAGUAACUGUAAAUGUUAAAUUUAUGUGUCUAUUAUGAAUUUUUCUGUCUUUACUUGAACUUAGUAAAACCAGAGUUAGAAUUUGGAUCAAUUUGAUCAACAACUGUGUUACGGAGGAAUGAUGUGGAGGAAUCAAUAUUCUUUUCUGUUACUAUUUCAAUCCACAUUUGAAUGUCAAAUUGUUUACAAAGAUUAGAUCAGAGUAGUAUUAACACAUUGAAUUACACUCCUUUCCUGUGUUGAAGAGCUACGAUAUAAUAAUGUCUGGAGAGAGUUGACAUGUUAUCUGUGAGUGAUGCACAGCUUGCCACAGCUUGUAUAUUGUGUAAUAAACCUCAAUAAAUGAUAAUUAGUGAAGUGCCAAAUGUA
Thunnus maccoyii (southern bluefin tuna) is the source of this 1522-nucleotide messenger RNA. RefSeq names its product Fas cell surface death receptor (gene fas). Gene Ontology annotation, biological process: motor neuron apoptotic process; necroptotic signaling pathway; extrinsic apoptotic signaling pathway in absence of ligand. Lineage: Eukaryota; Metazoa; Chordata; Actinopteri; Scombriformes; Scombridae. Gene Ontology annotation, cellular component: membrane raft; external side of plasma membrane; CD95 death-inducing signaling complex. The record is from RefSeq and is a predicted model, not a curated record. The transcript has 9 exons. Gene Ontology annotation, molecular function: tumor necrosis factor receptor activity; protein binding. Bases 205 to 1140 code for a protein of 311 amino acids.